Stylophora pistillata is the source of this 1068-nucleotide messenger RNA. Its product is annotated as synaptonemal complex protein 1-like. NCBI's taxonomy places the organism in Eukaryota, Metazoa, Cnidaria, Anthozoa, Scleractinia, Pocilloporidae. The record is from RefSeq and is a predicted model, not a curated record.
AUGGCCCGGUACGAUUUGCAUUUGAAGGAAAUGGAUGAUCUCAAGGAGAAGAUGGCCCAGAACGAUAUGUAUUUGAAGGAAAUAAAUGAUCUCAAAGAGAAGAUGGCCCAGAACGAUUUGCAUUUGAAGGAAACAAAUGAUCUCAAAGAGAAGAUAGCCCAGUACGAUUUGAAUUUGAAAGAAAUGGAUGAUCGUGCAAAGAAUAUGGAGAAGGUGGUAACUCAACACGAUUCACAACUGAAAGAAUUUAAAAAUCGCGAAGAGGAAAUUGAUAAGAAGAUGGCUCGGCAUGAGAUGCUCUUGGAGGAAAGGAAAAAUCAUGGAGAAAUUACAAAGAGGAAGAUGGCCCAACACAAUUCACGAUUGGAAGAAAUGGAAAAUGGUGCACGGAAAAGAGAGGCGAAAAUGACCCAGAUUUCCUCGAAAUUGCAAGAGGUGGAAAAUUGUGGGGAGAUAACGAAGAAGAAAAUAGCUCUACAAGAUUUGCAGUCCAAAGAAAUGGGUAAACGGGUAGAGAAGAAUGAGAGAAAAGUUGCCCGGCACGACUCGCAACUGCAAGAUAUGAAUAAUCUUGGAGAGAUGAUAAAGAAGAGAGUGGCUCAAGACGAUUUCCUGUUGAAAGAAAUUAUUCACCGUACAGAGAAGCUGAAGAAGGAAAUGGCCCACUACGACUCGCAUUUGCAAGAGAUGGGUAACCAUUGUGAGUCGAUGGAGGAGAAAGUGGCUCAACAAGAUUCACGUUUUGAAGAAGUGAGUAAUCGCACUGACAGGAUGAAGAGGGGGUUGGCCAGACACGGUGCACACUUGAAAGAAAUUGAUCACCAUAAAAAGAGGAUGGAGAAGGGAAUGCGAAAAGUAGGCGAAAAAGUGAAGAACCACUAUGCCCUUAUCUGCUUGCAAGACGAGAAGACCGUCCAUCUUCAGAGGUACUUCGACAGAGUAUUACAAGAGCACUUUAACAACUGCCGCAAUGUUGAAACCCAGAUACGAGAUAGCUUAGAGGAUCUGAUUGUGCGAAUUGAUACCUUGUUCGCAAUGUCUGCUCCAAGUACACCGACUGAACUGUAA